GCCCAAGUUAUUUACGGAGUCUUAACCUAGCCGCUUCAAACCAACCAAUAUAUAAUCCUACAUAUCUAAUGCGCCGCUUUAUGAAUCCGUACAGUCCAAGAGCUCGUAGGUUACAAUCUGCCACUGUUUCCAGAACACUCCUUUCUCUCGUCCGUCGUUUCUCAAUAUGCCACCGUCUGGAUCUUCUUCCUUAUCUUACCAUUCAAUCGACCUUUUCAGGCGUCAUGUAUAGCGUGCGGUUACAACAGUUUGGAAUCCAUUGCUGGUCCGACCUUUUCAAUUAAACGCUUACGCGUUUGCCUCUCUGUCGGUAUUUGGAAUAACUCACCAAGAUUGUCUUUUACCUAUUAUGUACCUGUUAUUGGUAUGGGUAUGCAUUAAACCUCAGGUUUUCUCCAGCUGAUACCAAUUUAGUUCUGCCAGAGUUUGAAAAGUGUGGUCUAAUCUUAAGACACAUUCCAAUCCACAGGUGUUUGUGUUAUGGGGUGCAAGAGUGGUGAUUUGGUUUAUCUUUCUUUGCCAAUAAUUAGUGAUUGAGGAUGCUAAGAAAAAUCUCUGGUUGUAAUCUCUCACUCUCUGUUUAUGCAUAACAAAGAAUCAAACCCCAGACAUUUGCGUGUGACAAGGAACUUGGAUAAUGGCGGCUAAGCGUAAUACUCGUUACAACCGGCUUGCUGCGGAUGAGGAUGAUGAAUAUUAUGGGAGUGGGUCAAGACAUGCUGACCGUCGAUUUGAAUAUUCGCCAAAGUCUCUAGAUCGAGUCCCAUGGAAAUCACUUGCCCUUGCAUUUUUCCUGCUCUCACUUGGAUGCCUUCUUCUCCUGCUCUCACUCUUUAUCCUGACUGGUCAUAUGGCAGGAGAUCAGUCCCAGGCAUAUGGUCUAUUAGGACUCGGGAUUUUAACCUUUCUCCCAGGUUUUUAUGAAACACGCAUUGCGUAUUAUUCUUGGAGAGGUGCUCAAGGUUAUCGAUUUGCUUAUAUUCCCGACUACUGACCGGGUUACUAUGUUUAUAUGACCUUUGGUUUGCUGUACUCAUCUUCUUUACGCAUGUGUAUAUCAAAAUAUGCCAUCAUCGUGCUCCAACUCCCACUUCUCUCGUCCUUUGAACUAAACUUGUUGUACUGCUUCAUGCUUGCUCCCUGGUAGAGUCCUGAUGUAGGCGAAGAAAAUGUGGGUUGGUAUGCUUCCAUGUCGAAUAGCUUUGGCACUUCAAGAUCUGUGACUCUGUGAGAGUUUGUAUGAAAACCGAGUGAUUGGACAAAAUAGUUGAAAGAGAUGGGAUUAGUUGUUGAAAACAUAGAGGAAAGUCACUAAGAAAUGAAUCUUCAACUUCUUGAAGAAAAAUACCCCUUUCAUCCGGACUACUUCCUCUUUCCUUUCAAAAUGAAGUUCUCAUCUUUAUGAAAAGAUUCUUUUUAAAAAGUUAUGAAACUAUUCUUACCUUUUAUCUAUUCUUUUGCUUCAUAUGUUAUUGUAUGAUGCCCCCAGUUCGCCACUAAUCUCUUUAAUUGAGACUCCUUUAACUGUACACAUUCAAACAACAGAAAAAUCCAUCCCAUUACCUUCUCCUUUGAAUCAGUCGGUUUCUCUCCUAUGUCAGCUUUUAAUGAAAAUAUUGUAACAAAUACGUAUCAGAAUAUGCAAUAAGUGCACUUGUAGAGCACAUAAGUACAUAACAGUACAUAAUAACAUGUGCAGAAGUUCAAAAAAUAGCAAACUUUUUUUACACUUAAGAGUGCACUUCUAUUCAUUAUCUAUCCACUUUAUA
Molecule: messenger RNA, 1769 nt
Organism: Cuscuta epithymum
Lineage: Eukaryota; Viridiplantae; Streptophyta; Magnoliopsida; Solanales; Convolvulaceae
Source: the annotation of a GenBank genome assembly